Molecule: messenger RNA, 1272 nt
Organism: Pneumocystis jirovecii RU7
Lineage: Eukaryota; Fungi; Ascomycota; Pneumocystomycetes; Pneumocystales; Pneumocystaceae
Product: tRNA 1-methyladenosine methyltransferase subunit GCD10
Exons: 5
Coding region: 1-1272 (423 amino acids)
Biological process (GO): tRNA methylation
Cellular component (GO): nucleus; tRNA (m1A) methyltransferase complex
Source: RefSeq, a predicted model, not a curated record
AUGGUGGUUUGUAAAAAUGCUCAAGAUUUAAAAACAAUUAUUGAUGAAGAAAAUCCUGGACGAGAAAUAAUUCAACCAAAUUCAUGUAUUUUUUUAAGGCUUCCUUCAAAAUUAUUGAAAUUUAUUGUUGUAAAACCAAAUACGACAAUUAAUUUAGGGAAAUUUGGGACAUUUUCUACUAAUGAUAUUAUUGGACAUCCAUAUGGAUUUACAUAUGAAAUAUAUAACCAUAAAUUAAAAAUUAUAAAAAGUAAUGAGAUUUAUGAAAUUGAAGAUGAAAUAACGAACAAUAAAGAAACAAUAGAUGAUUCUUUUAAUCAACAACUUACCUAUGAUGAAAUAAUGCUUUUAAAGCAAGAUAAAUGUCUAAGUUCGCAUGAUAUUAUAAAUAAAAUUAUUUCUUCACACAAAACAUAUGAUCAAAAAACAGCAUAUGCAAAAGAUAAAUAUAUACGUAAAAAAAUUCAAAAAUAUCAAAAGGGAUUUACAGUUAUUUUUCCAACAAUAUGGGAAAUCUCUGAACAUAUACUAAUGAAAAAUUUUAUGAAAAUAAUGGAUUUACGAGCCGAAAUAAUAGCGUAUAUCUUAAAUUUGGGAAAUGUUCAGCCAAAUGGGAGAUACAUUGUUGUAGAUGAAACAUCUGGAUUGUUAGUGGCAGCAAUAUUAGAACGAAUGAAUCGUACAGGUCAGGUUAUAUAUAUUCAUACGAACGAACAUCCAAAUUUAGACAGUUGCAAAUAUUUUGGACAAGAUUAUCUCCCUGAAAAGCUUAUUCAAGAAAAUAUUUUAUUAACUUUGAAUUGGUUAGAUAUUAUAGACCGUAACCAAAAACUAGAGUUUGAAAAUAAAAAUAUAAAUAUGAUGAAAGUAAAACAAGUUGAAAAAUAUUUAAAAAAAAAAAAAAUACAUGAACGUCUUAUGUAUAAUAUUGAAGUAUUUACUAAAGGUGAAUUUGAUGGACUUUUUAUUGCAUCAACAUAUGAACCGUCAAGUAUAUUACCACAUUUAAUUCCGUCUAUUGCUGGUUCCUGUCCUAUUAUUAUAUAUUCACCUUAUCGUGAAGUACUUAUUUCAACUUCUCAUUAUAUUUCUUCACGUAAUACACAUGAUAUCCUUGCUCCUAUAAUUUCUGAAAUCCGACAUCGACAAUAUCAAACACUAAGUAACAGAAUUCAUCCAUUUAUGACUUCUAGAGCUUUCAUGGGAUACGUAUUAUCUACAAUAAAAGUGCUUCCAUGUUUUGAAAAUUUUAAACCUUUAGGAAAAAAAUAA